UCAGCACUGAAGUGAGCGAAGGUCCAACAGAGAGGCUGCCAGAGCAGAAAAAACAAAUAUCGAUCUCAACGUGCUUGUAUCGAUCCGAUACCCAUACUAACUUUGGUAUCGAUACUAUCGAUAUUCGGAUCAAUCCGCCCACCACUACUCAGAGGACGCUCAAACUGCAGCAUGGCACCCGCGGCGGCGCUGCUCCUGCUGUCCACGACUACCGUGUGGAGCCUGGCGGCGGCCGAGAGGAAGCUGGUCUUCGUGACCGUGCUGUUUCGUCACGGCGACAGGUCCCCGAUUCAAGCCUACCCCACAGACCCGUACCAGGAGAGCAGCUGGCCCCAGGGCUUUGGUCAGCUGUCACAGGAGGGCAUGAGGCAGCAAUUCGAGUUGGGCCAGUUCCUGAGGACUCGCUACAAAGACUUCCUGAACGAGUCGUACGACCGGCACGAGGUCUGGGUCCGCAGCUCGGACUACGAUCGCACCCUGAUGAGUGCCCAGGCCAACCUGGCAGGCCUGUACCCUCCCAGCGGGCACCAGGUCUUCAACCCGGAUCUGAAUUGGCAGCCCAUCCCCGUGCACACGGUCCCUCAAGACCAGGACCGGCUCCUGAUAUUUCCUCAGAAAGACUGUCCGCGGUACAGCCAGCUCAUGAACGAGACGAAGCACACUGAGGAGGUCCAGAACAUCACCGCCGAGUACCAGGACUUCAUUGAGUUUGUCAGCAAUAAAAGUGGACAGAAUAACACAUCAGUGGAGAAUGUGUUAACUGUGCAGGACGCACUCUUCUGUGAGUCCUGUCACAACAUGACUCCUCCGGACUGGGUGACGCCUGACGUCGAACAGAAGCUGUGUGUGCUCAAAGACUUCAGCUACGACGUCAUGUUUGGAGUUCACAAGCAGGUGGAGAAGAGCCGACUGCAAGGAGGGAUGCUUCUUGCUGAAAUCAUUAAGGAUCUUUCCCAGAUGGCGUCCUGGGAUCCCAAGCAGCGCCUCAAACUGAAGAUGCUGUCAGCGCAUGACACCACCCUGGUGGCGCUGCAGUCCAGUCUGAACGUGUACGGGGGGAAGCAGCCGCCGUACGCGUCCUGCCACAUGGUGGAGCUGUACCGGGAGGACGACGGCUCGCCGUCGGUGGCCAUGCUGUUCCGUAACGACAGCGGCGUCCCGCCGUACCCGCUGCAGCUGCCGGGUUGUGGGUUCUACUGCCCACUGGACCGCUUCCUCAACCUCACCGCGCCGUCCAUCUCCUCUGACCGGGACCGCGAGUGCCAGCUGCUGGCGGAGGGGGCGGAGUCAGGCUCUCAGGAAGAAGACCAGCAGACCAGCAGACCGGGCGGACAGUGAGCUGAAUGCAGUGGAGGGAUGAAGUCGGUCCUCUGAACCAUCCUGCUGUGGAAGACAAGAUGUUUUUUUAAUUUUCUCAAUAUUUUAGUCAUUUUAUUACAAUCAUUAACUGUGAUAAUGCAAUACCUUUACAAACCUGCAUUCAUCCCCACAUUCAGCUGCACCUCCCAGAAUCCCAUCCUGACCAGACCAGUCAGUAAAAAUAAUGAGUUCAGAUUGAAGUCAGAAGAAAUAAGGAUCAGGAUGUGUCUCAGAGAUGCUCAUGAAUCACAUCAUGUCUUCAUCUGCAAUCACCUUUAUGUUUGGUUCCCAAACUUCAAAACAUCCCUUUGGCUUGCCCUUUGUGAUGUUUGUCAGUCUUUUAAGUCCAACACUCCUGGAAUGUUCCCUUGUCGUAAUUUUCACUGCAGAAGGUCUAUACUCUUCCAACAGAGUGUGAUAGCUCUCCUAGCCUGAAGGAGUCCAAAGUCCACAGCUUUUCACUGUGUAGAGCUUUGUCCAAAGUUUUUGGGGAUCUUCCCUUCACAUGUAGUUUUGCAUUGGAUGGUAUCUGUAGCAUGACACAUGUCUGACAAACAUUUGUUGAGCUUUUUCCAGAAAUGAUGCAUCUUAUCACUAUCAGACCAUGGAGCAAGGUUCCUUUUUCCAUUCUACAUUUGUUCCAUCAUCCAGAGUGUUAGCAGACAGAUGCUGGAGUUUAAUGGCGUUCUGUACGUUCUCAUCACACAUUUCUAUUGUCAUCAAUGAAAUCUUUUGCAUCUUGUUGGUUCUGGUGACUUUAGACUUUAGACAGGCUUCACACCAAUCUGUUUGAUCAAUGUCUUGUGUAGAUCCAUUCUCCAGGCUUUUAUUGAUGUAAUGUUGAGUCAGAGCUGAAAUCCACUGACAUAUGUAGUUUUUGGAUCAUUGGCCUCCUCCUUCAUUUGUGUUUAUUUUGUUGGAGGUAGCAGACACAUGAUCUGUUUGUAUUUAGAAGAUAUGAACCUUUUAACUGUCAAUAGUCUGUCUUAACUGAAUCAUAUGAGAUGAUAAUAAAU
Messenger RNA from Salarias fasciatus (jewelled blenny), 2375 nucleotides. Its product is annotated as lysosomal acid phosphatase-like. Bases 172 to 1338 code for a protein of 388 amino acids. The transcript is spliced from 11 exons. Gene Ontology annotation, cellular component: lysosome. Gene Ontology annotation, biological process: lysosome organization; dephosphorylation. Gene Ontology annotation, molecular function: acid phosphatase activity. NCBI's taxonomy places the organism in Eukaryota, Metazoa, Chordata, Actinopteri, Blenniiformes, Blenniidae. The record is from RefSeq and is a predicted model, not a curated record.